AUGGCCACCGAUGCGCCUUGGCAAGCCAUUGCACUACGAAAACAGGCACAACGACAGUCCAGGAUUCCCUCCGCCUGGCUCCUCAAAACGCCUCCGUUAACUUCCACCCUCGACGUCCGUUUCAUUCCUGGAACUAGUGGUAUCCUGGACUCUCAUGAACUCUUCAUAACCGAAAACUACGAUGCCACAUCAUUGGCAGAUGCUAUUCGAUCUCACCAGCUCACAGCAGAGGAAGUCACAAUUGCGUUCUGCAAACGGGCUGCUAUAGCACAACAAGUUUGCAAUUGCUUGACAGAAAUCUUCUUCGACAAGGCAAUUGAGCGAGCAAGGCUCCUAGAUAAAGAAUAUGAAAGAACAGGAAAGACCUUAGGUCCAUUACAUGGCGUGCCAGUAUCACUGAAAGAUUCUUUCAAUGUCGUUGGCUUUGAUUCGUCCAUUGGGAUUGCAAGUUUGACAGGGAAACCUGCAAAGGAGAAUGCUUUACUUGUCGAUAUUCUUCUAGAACAAGGGGCAGUGCUGUAUUGCAAAACGAAUAUCCCCCAAACGCUUAUGGCCCUGGACUCGGAUAACAACGUUUUUGGAAGAGUGCUGAAUCCGAGGAAUAAGUUGGCGACUGCUGGUGGAAGCUCAGGUGGCGAGGGCGCGUUGGUGGCGAUGAGAGGGAGUGUUUUGGGAGUCGGUACCGAUGUUGGAGGUAGUAUUCGGAUUCCUGCUAUGUGUGGCGGACUGUACGGGAUUAAGCCAAGCGCGGAGAGAAUUCCUUACGUGGGGCAGGAGAAUGGGAGUAGGAAGGGAGCAAGCAACAUUGGUUUGCCCGCCAGCGCGGGCCCCAUCGCUGUGAGCUUGAGGGAUUGCGAACUGUUUCUGAAAACUGUCUCCGACGCCAGGCCAUGGGAACGAGAUCCAAGUCUUGCAUAUGGAUUAUGGUCAGAGCAAGGCUCAAUCGAGAGGCAGCCAUUGCUCGGAGUCAUCAGACAGGACGGCGUGAUCACACCUCUCCCACCAGUUAGCAAGGCACUGGAUGAGACAGUAAAAUCUCUCCGCAAUUCCGGUCUCGAAGUCAUCGAAAUCGAUGCCCCUGCCUUCAAAAAGUGCCAGUCACUAGCAAACAAAUUCUUUGGCAUUGACGGUGGAAACCACAUGUUCGAUCUCCUGGAGGCUACCAAAGAACCCCUGACUACCUGGCUCAGCACACGCCUGCGCCGCGGAACACCCAUUUCUCUUGACAGACUCGUCGAUAUCCAUGCGCAGAAGGUGGAGCUUGAGACAGAGAUGCUGAAGGUAUGGCGAGAUCCGAGGACGGGAAGGCAAAUCGAUGCAUUUAUCUGCCCUGUUGCACCGCAUCCCGUACCGCCCAUCGAUCGUUGGAAUGGUGUUAGUUACACAAGUAGUUUUGUACUGUUGGACUACCCAGCGGGCACGUUACCUGUUAGGGACUUCAGUGAGGAGGAUUUGAACUGUGUGUUGAGUAACAGUAAGCCUUUAGGCAGCUGGGAUAAGAUUAACAGAGAGUUGUGGGACGAAAAGACCGUCGAUAGGAGGAUCUACCUUAAUACCACAUUAUCUGUUCAAGUCGUGGCGCCCAAACUGCAGGAAAGACGAUUAUAUCAAGCCAUGUCACUCAUCGAUAGUAUCCUUCAAAUGAAGUCCAUCGGAAGAGCGAAGCUUUGA
Molecule: messenger RNA, 1671 nt
Organism: Hyaloscypha bicolor E
Lineage: Eukaryota; Fungi; Ascomycota; Leotiomycetes; Helotiales; Hyaloscyphaceae
Product: general amidase-like protein
Exons: 3
Coding region: 1-1671 (556 amino acids)
Source: RefSeq, a predicted model, not a curated record